GCGGGACGCAAGUGGUAAUUUCGUCCCUAGCGAUUUGUGCGUGGGACAGCUGAGCUCGGGAGUGGCGCCCUGUUGCCGGGGCGGACCGAGACUAACAAGAGAACAACAUCUGAGUGCGGACUGCGAGACGAUGGAAAGGGUAAAGACUCUUGAGUGAACCGCUAGGAGUCUCGACUAUCAUUAUUGACUAAGAGAAGUCGUAACUGAUCAUUGAUAAUGCGGUUAGGACCACUGGGCUGGUCCGCGAAGCAUGCCAGUAUCAGACAUCAGACACUCAAAACCAAGUCCCCGGAGACGGAAAAUACUGAAACAGGCUGAGAAAGAGACCAGGAUCAGAUGGUGGAUCUCAAUUAUCUCGAUCAAACACUGCCGGUCGGUAUCCAAGCAAGAAGACAAUGGAGCCUAUCCCUCGCUUGCGUGUCUCAAGUGCCUGGAUGGACAGUCAAAUCAAACUCGAGAGUCCGGGCCCUGUAAGAUGUCCCUUGAUGGAGCUGCAUUCCUAGCGGUGAGUAAGAAUCCAAUAGUAAGCUCACCAGCACAUAGAGAGUGUGCGCUUUCGAGAAGACAGGCGACAUGCACCUUAGUCACUAGUCACCGCACCUUGAGAGACAGCCAUAGGAAUUCCGCAGAGCUCAGGAAAAAGGAAAGAGAGGAACUGCCUGUAUUGAGAAUUGUGAUCACAAGACUCGACAGAAGAUAGAAGUAUCUAUAUCACCCACGAAUCGAUGACUAUUGAACUGAUCGCCAGCCAGAGCACGUUGGUGGUUGAGUUGUGGCUGGCUGGCUGGCUAGGGUGGGGAGUGUUAGAAUUAGAACUACAGUGAGCAACUCAUCAGUCCAAGGCACAAUGCACGACGGAGAUGACCGUGCUGAUGCUUUGAGGCGCGAGCUC
Aspergillus novofumigatus IBT 16806 is the source of this 892-nucleotide messenger RNA. RefSeq lists its product as uncharacterized. The transcript has 3 exons. The record is from RefSeq and is a predicted model, not a curated record. NCBI's taxonomy places the organism in Eukaryota, Fungi, Ascomycota, Eurotiomycetes, Eurotiales, Aspergillaceae. Bases 251 to 700 code for a protein of 149 amino acids.